This is a messenger RNA of Botrytis fragariae, 1545 nucleotides long. RefSeq names its product putative mfs quinate transporter protein. Gene Ontology annotation, molecular function: carbohydrate:proton symporter activity. The coding region runs from base 1 to 1545 and encodes 514 amino acids. The record is from RefSeq and is a predicted model, not a curated record. Gene Ontology annotation, cellular component: membrane. Gene Ontology annotation, biological process: transmembrane transport; carbohydrate transport. Lineage: Eukaryota; Fungi; Ascomycota; Leotiomycetes; Helotiales; Sclerotiniaceae. The transcript has 7 exons.
AUGAAGAAUUCAACACUUGGCAAAGUACGAGCGUACUGGCUGGCAAGCGUAGUUUGUAUGGGAGGAUUUCUAUUUGGCUAUGAUAGUGGCAUGUGUGUAUCCCUUCAUUUCUUACUCACCUGCUUGUGUGUUUGCUCGAUUUCAUAUAGUGUUGGUGGAGUCUUGACUCUCAAAUCUUUCGUAAAUGAUUUCAAAUACUCGACCGCUCAUGCAACUCGCGUGAGUUCUCUUGCUGUUGGCCUCCAACAAGCGGGUGCUUUUGUAGCAUGUUUCUUCAUAUGGCCCAUUGCGGAUCGCAUUGGGCGCAAACUAUCAUUACAAAUCGCUUCGUUUAUUUUCAUUAUUGGUGCCAUAAUGGAGACUGUCAAUUCUCAUAGCAUGGCAGUAUUUUAUGCCGGGAGAGUUAUCGCUGGCGUCGGUCUUGGAGCUGCAAGUGUGGUUGUUCCAAUGUUUAAUGCGGAGAUGGCACCGAAAGAAUUGCGAGGACAGAUUGGGAGCUUUUUUCAAUGGUUUUACACUUUUGGAAUUUUUACUUCGUAUUGGGUUGACUAUGCUAUGGCAGAAGUAGUCCCUUCUGUGUCCAGGCAAUGGCAGAUUCCCAUCGGUCUCCAGAUUAUACCAGCUUGUCUUCUUGGUUUGGGAAUGUUUACUCUGAAGGAAAGUACUCGUUGGCUUACCAAGAAAGGAAGACAUGACGAGGCUUGGGAAAGUUUGAAGUGGAUUCGAGCAGAUGAAUCGCAAGCUACGAUCGAAGAGAUGGAGGAAAUUCGUGUAGGCGUCGAAAUGGAACAGAGAGCUACCGAAGGGUUUCACUUGAAGGAACUUGUUGAAAGGGAUAACUUCAAUCGUAUUUUCACAGCGUUCGCCAUUUUCACAGCUCAACAAGCUACAGGUGCAACAGCUUUUGCUUAUUAUGGGCCCCAAUAUUUCAAGCUGCUGGUCGGCGGUGGAAAUCGGGAUUUACUGCUGACUGCCAUCUUCGGUGCAAUCAAAAUUGUAGCGUGUGGAAUCUUUGUACUCUUCCUUUCCAAUCGCAUUGGUCGACGAGCAGCUUUGAUUGGCGGAGCAGUAUUCAUGAGUGCUUGUCAGAUUACGACUGCAGUCGUGGUCAAAGAGCUUCCAGCUACAAAGACUGCGGGUGUCACAAGUAGUGGAAUUGCAACAGUGGCUCUCAUCUACAUGUUUGUUAUUGCAUACAAUCUUUCAUGGGGACCACUGCCAUGGCCAUAUGUGUCUGAAAUCUUCCCAACGAGAAUCAGAGAACCGGGUAUUGCAAUUGGAGUUUCAUCCCAAUGGCUUUUCAACUUCGUUUUCUCCUUAACGACUCCGUACAUGAUCGAGAACCUUGGAUGGGGUACAUUCCUACUCUGGGGUCUAUUCGAUGGCAUAAUUGCAGUUGUAUCAUUCUUUUUCUUGCGCGAAACUCAAGGAUUGAGUCUGGAAGAGAUAGCACAUAAUGAUUAUGGGCGUGCAACAACUUUCAAAGAGGACGAUAUCUUGGUUCAACAUGGCCCGACGACAACUUACGGAUCGGCGUCUAAUUAA